Hyaloscypha bicolor E is the source of this 473-nucleotide messenger RNA. RefSeq lists its product as uncharacterized. The transcript has 2 exons. The record is from RefSeq and is a predicted model, not a curated record. NCBI's taxonomy places the organism in Eukaryota, Fungi, Ascomycota, Leotiomycetes, Helotiales, Hyaloscyphaceae. The coding region runs from base 10 to 279 and encodes 89 amino acids.
CCGGCGCCCAUGACGAAACUGGCAAGGGUAGGGGUAUUUGCUGGCGCUGGAGAUGCCGAGGCUGUUUGGGCGGGGUCAUGUGACGCUUCGGCAGUACUCCGUAAGUGCUGCGGGCGAAGCUUCACUUUUCUGCUCAUCUCCGAGCAGUUCGGUAUUUCAUCUUUAGCCUCUGGUCGUCUACUCCCUUUUAUGGAGAAAUUCCUGCCGGAGCAUCUUCAGAAAAUGAAGCUCGGUAACUCUCGAAAGCAUCAAGCCGGAGAUUACCUUUCCUUCCCAUGAAUCUUCUUCUAAUCCCCACAAUGAUUUAUAUGCAAGAAUCGUCUCUUCUGUGCUCUUCUCUCGGUCACUGGUCAUACCACCCCCGAUAAACAAUCCGACUCCCAUACACCUCCCCCUUCUUCAGCACGACCUGCCCCCUCCACUCCGGCACAUUAACCGCAUUAACAUACCUACUCGGCUCAACACAAAAGCCG